AGUCCGUGGCUGGUUGUCAAUCGGUGAGGUUGAUUUUGUGUUUUGUGUGACAAAGUGUUGAGAGAGAUUAGUGAAAUUUUGAUUGAAGAAGUACCUAGUCAUGGAUUGUGAAAGUGUUCAGUCGACGUAUGAUUUGAAGCAGUAUUCGUCAGUUCCUAACUACGGUCUCAAGCUCAGAUUCAAUCAUGUUUUCCCGGAGAAGAGGCAUCAGAACAUACGCCCUUCAUUUCGACAAACAAUUCCACUCUUGCCCCUUUUUUACAGGUACUUGUCGUAUUACUGGAAAGUUACGCGUGAAGGCCGUCAAUGCUUAAUGGACUAUUACGAUAUGCAGAAUUCAAAGUGCAUCUACGGUACACCAAUUGGUGGAAUUGGUUCUGGAACAAUUGGACGAGGAUUUGCCGGUGAAUUUUGCCGAUUCAAUUUAAAGCCCGGUCUCUAUGAAUACAACACUGUUGUAGCUGAUCAAUUUUUUGUGACAAUCCGCGAUGAAAAUGAUCAAACAAUCUUCCAAAGUCUUCUUUCAACCUACAGACAAAGAAAUGUAUAUAAAAGAGCUCCGAUAAAUUGCAGUCGCCCAAAGAAUCCAUUAAGUGCGUGGGAGAGCAAUUUGGAUCCUUCCAAGUGUCACUACACCGCUCUGUAUCCCCGUUCCUGGAGUGAAAUUGAUUUAUCUGAGUAUGGUAUCAAGCUCAUUGGACGCCAAGUAUCACCCAUCAUUCCCCAUGACUAUAAAGACACAUCCCUGCCAUGUGCAGUAUUUGUAUGGAGUAUAGAAAAUACCUGUGAUAAGGAACGGAAGGUUUCUAUCACGUUCUCUUUCAAAAAUGGCACAGGAACUAAGAAACAAGAUGCAGAAGGUAACCCCACGACAUUCCCCUUUGGUGAAGGAAGUGCCAAAGGUGUAGCCAUAAAACAGACAAUCGCAGGAAUGGAGUGCACUUACAAUUUGGCCUGCAAAAUAUGCCCAGACGUUGCAAUUUCGCGAUGUCAUAAAUUCGACCCCAAUGGUAAUGGGGAUAAGCUGUGGAAUGACUUGAAGGAAACGGGAAAACUCACGGAUAAGUCUGUGGAUGAAAAUCUAAAGGGGAAGGAUGUGGGAGUUGCAAUCAGUGGUCAGAUCAGUGUAAAGCCCAGUUCUUCUGGUGAAGUAGAAUUUUGCCUUGCAUGGGAUAUGCCAAUUGUACAUUUUGGCAAAAAGCUCAAACAAUAUUCUCGGUACUACACAAAACACUUUGGGAAUUCAGGAGAAGGAGGUCCAAGAAUUGCAAAUCACGCUUUUGUCAACUACAUGAAGUGGGAACAGCAAAUAGAUUCUUGGCAAAGGCCCAUCUUGGAAGAUCCAGAUCUUCCGGAUUGGUACAAAAGUGCCAUUUUCAACGAGCUUUACUUCAUUUCUGAUGGAGGAACCUGUUGGUUCAUCACGGAUUCCAGUGAUAAUUUGGCAUAUGAUGACCCUCGAUUGGCCUAUGGACGUUUUGCUUACCUCGAAGGCCAUGAAUAUCGUAUGUUCAAUACAUACGAUGUUCACUUCUACGCAUCUCACGCCAUCGCAAAUCUUUGGCCUAAUCUACAAGUGAGUCUUCAGUAUGAUUUCCGUGAUUGCAUUUUCUCCGAAGUCGGUGAACCCCGAAAGUCUCUCUAUGAUGGAAAAAUAAGCGCCCGAAAGGCUAAAGAUAGUGUUCCCCAUGAUCUCGGGGAUCCCUGUGAGGAACCCUUCAUUCUCCCAAAUUCCUAUCCUAUUCACGAUGUGGCCGAAUGGAAGGAUCUCAACACGAAAUUUGUCCUUCAAGUCUAUCGGGAUUACCACGUGUUGAGUCAAUUGGCACAGUCAAAUGCAGAAAAUGCCAGCAAGUUCAGCUCAAUAGAAUUCAUUGAUAAGGACAGCCUCUUUGAGAUGUACAUACAAGACAAUAAGCAUCGUUUGUCACCAGACGACAAAGAUAACCGCAAAUCGGCCUCAAUGUACAUAAACGAGACGAAUGGCAAAGUGUACCUUAUGGACGCAAUGGUUUAUCUCAAAGCCAUGUAUCCAGCAUGUAAGGCUGUCAUGGCAAAAAGUCUCGAGUGGGAUCAUGAUGAUGAUGGACUCAUAGAGAAUAGCAAAUCACCCGAUCAAACCUAUGACUCAUGGGUUAUGGAUGGACCAAGCUCUUACUGCGGAAGUUUGUGGUUGGCCAGUCUCCAUUGUAUGGCAAUCAUGGCCAAUAAGAUGGACCAGCCAGAAGAGUGUGUCAAGUACACAGAUAUUCUGGAAAAGGGAAAAAGUUCAUUUGAAGAUAAACUGUGGAAUGGAACAUUCUACAGAUUUGACACGGCUCCAGGGAACAAAGAUACCAUCAUGUCUGACCAACUAUGUGGACAUUGGUAUCUCAAGUGUUCAGGAUUUGACUAUGAACUCUUCCCGAAAGAGAAUGUUCGAUCAGCCCUCAAAGUCAUCUACGAGAACAACGUCAAGCGCUUCUGCAAUGGAACUCUUGGUGCUGUCAAUGGCUACAUCCAGAAUCCUCAGCCAGAUAAGGAUGGGCAUCCCGAUUGGACGACAAUUCAGAGUGAAGAAGCAUGGACAGGAGUAACUUAUGGACUAGCAUCCCUCAUGAUACACGAAAAAAUGUACGAAGAGGCUUUUGCAACUGCUGGUGGUUUGUACAAGAGCCUCUCGGAGCGCAUUGGAAUGAACUUUGAAACGCCUGAAGCUCUGUAUGCCGAAAGGCACUACAGGGCUAUCGGAUACAUGAGACCCUUGAGUAUUUGGUCCAUGCAAAUGGCCUGGGAACGUCGAAAACAAAUCAGGGACUAAAUAAUCCCUACUAACAAAUUUUACUCUGAUGUUUUUUCCUCAGUCAUCUUCAUUAUGUUUCAAUUUCCCAUUUUUUCAGCAACUGACAUUUUUCACAAAGUUUUGUACAAAAAAAAUGCAAAACAAUUCACGGCUUCUUUCGCAAAAUGUAUGCACAAGAAAGUGACGUGUAACUCAAUUUUAUUAAUCGCAAAAAAUAGAGAAAGAAAAGUUGAAGAUUAGAAAAAAAUAGAUCGUCGCUUGCGUCAACAAUUGCUGUAACUACAUUUUUUUUUAUUUUCUCUUUAUUUUCAAUUUUGAAAAUCAAUUGCAGGUUUUCUACCGAAAGUAUUUUAACUAUUUGACAAGGGAACAAUUUGCGAGCUAUUGUAGAUCCGCUAUUUUGAAAUUGGAGCAACAAUAAUUUUUAUCAUAAAUCGAUAUUAUUCACAGUUAAAUACAAUUUAAUAAUUUUCAUGAUAAAACAAAAACUACCUUAUGAUCGGUCAGGUAAUACUACAAACGAGCCACCAUCUCUUAUAAUGGUUCUAUAAUCUUUCUAUGCAAAGAAAAGCAAGCUUAAAUUAUUUGAGUUUCGGGUUUCCCUGAAAAAUCUAAGGAUUUCCCAUGAACUGCUUUAGUUCUCCAUGAAUUUUCGGGACAUACGAUGGAAUCUACAAAUUCCUUGUAGUUUUCUCGGGUUCCCUGGAGGGUCAAGGGUGUCCCAGAGUUCAUACACUGAGAUAAAUCAGAAAAACUUAAAAUAACAUUCUGGAAAUGCUAAUUUUACCCUGCAAAUUGAUCCAAAAUCGGUGUAAAUAUUACGCUUUUUAGGUGUAUUAGGGGUUAAAGUUACCCUUUUCCAUGUUAAUUUUACCCUUUAAAAGGUGUAAAAUUAACAUUGAAAAAUGUUGAUAUAUACUAUUUUUACAUCUAAAAAGUGUUAAAGUUCUGAGGAAAAAAAGUUAAUAGUAUCCUCUUUUUUCUCAGUGUAUGUGUCCUCAGAGUGCUUCGCAUUCUCUCUAGUUUCUCGGGUUAUCUGGAAUCUUUCAAACAUCCCCGGAGUUAUCCGAACGGCUUCCGGUCAAAAUCCCGAAAGCCAAAAUCCCGAAUUGGCCAAAAUCCUUACUGGAGGCAAAGGGAAAAUUUCUGUGUUUUGGGAAAUUAUUCUAGACAUUAUCCUCCAUAUAAUUUCAUUCCUUUCAGGGUUAUGAACAUUCGGGAUUAUGGCGUUCGGGAUUUUGCCUUUCGGAUUUUUGGCUGCCUUCGAUCCGGAGUACCUGGGAUUCCCUGAACUUCCUUGAGUUCCCUGUAUUUCUUCGACUACCUCGGAGUUCGUCAGAUUCCCGGACUUCCCUGUAUUCCCCGGACUGUCUUAAUUUUCCCAGGAGUCUCGAGUUCUCAAAAAUUCCUCUCUUUUCCCGGAGUGGCUUGGGUUCUCAGAAGAUUUUCGAGUUCCCUGUAGUUCAUAGGGUUCUCCGGAGUUCCUUGAGUUCCUUAUAUCGGAUUCAUGAUAAGUUUUUCGAAUUUCGUGUGAUUUUCUCACGUACCUGUAAGUUUCUCGGAUUAACCAUGAGUUCCUUGGAGUUCCCAUAAAUUCUUCAUAUUCCCUAGGUCAACCUGCUGGAUCCGUCAGGCAAUCUGUUAGGACGAAGCCAUUAAGGCAAUCACGUGGAUGAACGCCUUGGACGCCAGAAGUUUCUCCAGAACCCUCAGCGUUCCUCCUAACGAUCUAUUCCCUACGACAACGACCUAAUAUGAACAAACUCUCAAUACUAAUCCUGUCUACGAUACCCCUCACGAAAGAGUAACUCACAGGUCUACACUAGGAACGCUCUUAGGAGAAAUCGGCACCAUUCCGAGAGACAUCUAUGAUGUCAAUUCAAAUAUCGACGAAGGAUUUAACUGUUGAGGAGGACCUAGUAUUAACAAACUUAAAUUAUUCAGGUUCUCCACAAGUUCCUCGAGUUCUCAAGACUUUCUUGAACUCCUAAUGGAUUCCCCGGAUUUUUCAUGAGUUCCUCGGGUUCCCUAUGAGCUCUCGGGCACUUUAGAAACCCGAUUCUCCCAUAAGUUCCUCGUAAGUUAUUUGUGUUUCUGUUGAUUAACCAAGUUCUCCUGUAUCACCGUGAGUUUCCAAGCUAAAUUAAAUCCUUCUUGACCCCUCUAGAUCACACAGAAGAAGAAGAUUUUCCAGUCAUGUAAUUUUAUCAAUACUGUUUGUUGCAUAAACCCUCCUCUUAUGAAAAUAUUAAGAACUUGUGAUACCCAGAUAAUUCCAAUACAGUUUCAAUACCUUUUAAAAAUACUCAACAAUUUACAAAGAAACCAAUUUGAUUGGGAGCUAUGAAGAAGCUCACCAAAAGGAAAAAUAAAUACACUGGUGAGAGAAAUCCGAAAAAGUUAAAAUAACAUUCCGGAAAUGUUAAUUUUACCAUUUUACCUUGCAUUAUUGAUCCGAAAUCGGUGUAAAUAUUACGCUUUUUGAGUGUAUUAUGUGUUAUAUUUACCCUUUUUCAUGUUAUUUUUACGCUUGAAAAGGUGUAAAAAUAACAUUAAAAAAUGUUGAUAUAUUUUUACACCUAAAAAGUGUUAAAGUUACGAGGAAAAAAAGUUAGUCGCACCCCCUUUUUUCUUAGUGUAUAUAAUUCUUUUACAAUAUUCAAAUUUUAGCAUAAACAUGUUUUAAACUUUUUUUUUAAAUUUUUCCUCACAAAAUAAUAGUCUUUUCUUCGAUAACGUAUAUUUUAAAAUCCAUUUUAGUUUCAGUUACUACAAUUGUUGACACAAGCGACGAUAAUUUAGUGAUUUGUAUUACAAUGACAAAAAUUGUCAAUAUUAAAAAAAAGCUCAAGGAAAAUUUUACAAUUCUAUAUCAAUCAACUAAUAAGCCAAAAGUCUUAUCCCACUUCUACAAUCAAGUAAAUGGAAUACCUAUGUAGGUAUUUGCUUCUAACAUUUGCUUUACCGAUUUUGGUGCUUCUUAGAAUAAAAGUAUUUAACGUAUUUCUUUUUUUUCCAAAGUUGCAAUGCAAUUGUGAUUAUUAUUUUCAUGAAAUUUAGCAUCAUGAAUCAGCAACUAUUUGUUUUCUGGUCAUGGUUAGUCCCACUAAUAUUUUUCCAGAUGUGAUUUUAUAUAAUUACUAUUGAAGCAUUUUUUUCAAUGUUGACCAAAAGAAAGACAAUUGCUCUUGCAUUUUAUGCUGUAAUAUUGUGAAUGUGGUAGAAAAAAAUUCUAGGAGUUAGUAGUACAAAAGGGAAAAAAAAGAAGAAAAAUUGAAGAGCUCAGACACAAGCUUAAAAAGCUAUUUUGUGAAAUUAAACAGACAAAAAAGAAAAA
This is a messenger RNA of Phlebotomus papatasi, 6119 nucleotides long. RefSeq names its product non-lysosomal glucosylceramidase. Gene Ontology annotation, molecular function: beta-glucosidase activity; glucosylceramidase activity. The transcript has 6 exons. The record is from RefSeq and is a predicted model, not a curated record. Gene Ontology annotation, cellular component: membrane. Gene Ontology annotation, biological process: carbohydrate metabolic process; glucosylceramide catabolic process. Bases 101 to 2800 code for a protein of 899 amino acids. Lineage: Eukaryota; Metazoa; Arthropoda; Insecta; Diptera; Psychodidae.